UUGAAAGAAGUAGGCUCAGCCAGGGAUAUACAAGCAAGCGAAAUUAUCCAUGUGAUGGUGCCUAAGUUUGAGCCUAUUACAAGAGAACAAUACGAUCUUGCCAACAGUGUAUGGCCGUGUUACUUGUAUAAUCGGCACAAAGAAAAAAUAGAUGAAAGAGAGGUGAAUCAUCAAGCCGAUAUUUUAGUGGAUAAAAUUCUUGAAUAUGGUCUAGAAGAGAUAGAAGAUAGUCACUAUUGCUCAGGUCUAUGUCUGGUGUUUGAUGGAUGUGAGCUCAUUGCAUCCAAUAUUGAUCAAGAGUCGGUUAUUUACCAUGGAGUAACUGAUUGCAUUAGCAGGGUCAGCAGAAGUAGGCGAGGAUAUCUGUGUACAGGCUACACAGCCUUUCUUUACAGGGAGCCUUGCAUGUCCUGUGCCAUGGCAUUUGUCCAUGGUAGAAUCAAGAGUGUUUUUGUGCUGAAAAGGACAAAUAAAGGGUCAUUUUCAAAGCAUAAGCUGAAUUAUAAUAAGGCCUUAAAUCAUAGAUUUAACGUGUAUUUUUACACCCCUAGCAAUUAG
Molecule: messenger RNA, 558 nt
Organism: Vittaforma corneae ATCC 50505
Lineage: Eukaryota; Fungi; Microsporidia; Nosematidae
Exons: 1
Molecular function (GO): catalytic activity
Source: RefSeq, a predicted model, not a curated record